AUGAUGCGGGCUGUGCUGGUCCUGGUAGCAUUGGUGGCUGCCUUUGGUCAGUUGCCAGAGGAGCGACGGUUGCGUCAGACCGACCAUGUGGCAGCUGGGCAUGAAGUGAAGAGCAAUGAGACGGAGCCAGAGACAGAGCGGGCUGUUAAAACAGAGCGGACUGAUGGCACGGAUGAAGCUCAUCCGGAUGGAGUGACCAGAGUCCACGAGUUUGAGCAGGAGCGAAUGGUGCGGGAUGAGGAAGGAGCACUGCUGAAAGUACCCAACACGGUAGCUGGUGCUUGUAUCCUUUUCACUGCCCUGGCCUACAUUUGGUUUGUUUGUGGCUUUGCCGGCCUCUUCACUGUCAAAGAUGGAUACCUGAAUCUGGGCGCGAGCAAGCCCUUGCUGCCCUGGUACUACUGGCUUGCUGCCUUCCUCUAUUGGGUGGCCAUGCCCCUGUCUAUGCUCUACAUCUCAGCGAACGCGGACUGUCAAGGCGGACCACCGGACGUUGGGUAUCUCGUCUUUGGCGUCUUUCUCACAGUGCACAUCAUCCUGGUGAUUGUUGCCAUGUGUCAACAUCCGACCCCGCCCGGCGCGUGCGACUGCAGCAAGGGGUUCUUUUUGAGCGGCCCUCUGCUGAUUUUCUUCAUGAUCCUGGACCACAUGGACAUGGCGACAGAUGCGAUGUUUGUGGGCACAGCGGCUGCCUGCUCCCCCAUGAUUGAGAACGCCUAUGUGCAAUCUUGGGCAGCAAUUCCUGUGAUUGGGGCUGAGUUGAAGUUCACCAUCGAAGCUUUGUCCUUCACCGGAUUGGCCCUCUUUGCAUUUGUGGUGAUGGCCUACCUACCACAGCUGGUAGGACUGACUCCUUUCUUCGCGCUUUGCUCCACCUUGGUGUGCUCUUCGCUCAUGCUAUUAACGUUGCAUCAAAGCUGGAUUUGGGGCGUUGUUGUCACCGCUCUGAUUUGCAUUGCCUUGGGGCUGGGAGGUGUUUUUCGAAAACAAUGGCAAGUGUGGAAGGAUGCCAACGCGGAUGAUGAGAAAACCCUUGGCCUCUUUGCCUGCAUGGGCAUUUUCGAGCAGCUGCUGAGUCAAGGACAACAAAACGAACGCCUUCUGUUUGUGACGAUGACCAAGCUGGUCUUCGAAAAUCUCUUUCAGUUGUGGCUGCAGAGCUCCUUCUUUGCUUUGACCUUCAAAUUUACAGGCCCAGAGGCUCGGAUGAAGACCGUGCUGUCCAUGGCGAUCGGCCUGCUCGUUCUGGCGUCGAAGGUGCCCGGACUGAUCACCGAGCUUCGCACAGGACCCAACCAGGUGAAUCUCUUCGCCGGCUUCACCUGUGGAACCUUCAUUGCUUGGAUCCUGCUCUUGGUGGUCAUCUUCUAUGCCAUCGUGAUCGUGCAGAUCGGCAGAGAUGGGCAAAAUCCUUUAGAACCCCCAACAAAGCGGGUCUUGCUGAGCUUAGUAUGUGAUGGAAAGGGCAGUGUGCAUGGCUUUGCCAUGGAAUUGCAGCGCUUGGAGCGCUUCACACGCGCAGCGUGCGCCAAAGACCACCGCUACCAGGAGGCGCUUCGUUGGCAAGAGGCCUUGACUCUUUGGGCUGCUGGCAGCAACGAGGUGACCUACAAUAGCCUCAUAGCAGCUUGCCAGCGAGGGAGUCUGUGGCAAUGUGCUUUGGCCGUCCUAAAAGACCUGGAAUCGACGUUGCAAUCAUCAGUGAUCUCCUACAGCUCAUGCCUGAGCGCGCUGGAACGAUCGCAAUGGUCCAAAGCCUUGAACCUUUGGGAGGCCAUGGAAGAGAAGAAGAUCGAGGCAGAUGUGAUUGCCUACAAUGUUGCCAUCAAUGCUUGUGGGGAAGACUGGCAAGCAGCCAUAGCUUUGCUUGUACAUCUGAAUGCUUCAAGACUCAAAGGAAGUGUGAUUUCCUACAACACCACGAUCAGCGCGACGGAGAAGGCUGGGCAGUGGCAAGUCGCGAUGCUCUUGAUGGAAGAGUUGACCUGCCAGAUGGUGCCCGACAUCAUCACCUACAAUGCCGUCAUCAGUGCAUGCGCGAAAGAUGGGCAAUGGCAACAGGCCAUGUGUUUAUACCAAGCGCUGCUGGGAAGCCGUUUGCAACCCACAGUGAUCACCUGUAGCUCCGUGGUCAGUGCCUGUGAAAAGGGUGGCCAAUGGCAUCGGGCCUUACGUUUGCUUGAAGAUCUUCCAAGAUCCAAAGUCCAGGCAAACAUCAUCACCUUCAACUCGGCCAUCAGUGCCUGUGAAAAGUGUGGGCAAUGGGGUGAAGCCUUGCGGCUCAUGGACGGGCUGAAGGAGCGUGGCCUAUCAGGUGAUGUCGUGACCUUUAACUCCACGAUCAGUGCCUGUGAGAAAGGCGCUGAGUGGCGCCAAUCCCUGCAUCAGAUGCGGAACCUGAGCCUCCGCCAUUUGAAGGCGAACGUGAUUAGCUACAACUCCAGCUGGAGUGCCCAGGAGGAGUGUGGCCAAUGGUUACAAGCCCUGCGAUCACUUGAACAACUUCAUCAAGAGGGCGUGUCAACAGGGAACCUGACCUGCAAUUCAGUGAUCAGUGCGUGUGAGAAGGCCAAUCAUUGGCCUCAUUCAUUGUGGCUUUUAGGUGAUUUGCAUCAUCUCCAUGACCUGAUUCUCCUCACCUGUGGCCUUGCAGCUUUCCACGUAGAAGCCUUGUGGCGUCCCACGCUGCAGCUCCUCCGCGACUGGCCCCAGCCAGCAGAGCUCUUCGCGGGUCCUACGGCGGCCCCCGUGGAGAGCUUGGCGGUCACCGCCUGCGUGAAGCAGCGUAAAUGGCGCGAGUCCGUGCUCCUACGAGAGCAUUUCUCAGAUCAGCGCCUACCUGCAAGCGCACUCACGGUGAAUCUGGCGAUCGACGCCUGUGAGAAGCUAAGCUAUUGGUCCCAAGCGCUUGGACUUUUGAAGAAUUUGGAGGAUCAAGAGCAGUCAAAUGCCAUUUCCUAUGGUUCCUGUUUGUCCGCCUGCGAUGUUGGCUCGCGUCACCGCGCCCACGAGCCACGCCUCUGCAGGGAGUUGCAAACCGCAGGGCUGGACAUCGCCACGUUCCGUGCGGCCUUUGGCUUGGCGGCGCAAGACCCGGCCUUGCCCUUGCCCCGGCGGGAAGGCGCCACGGUCCGAUUGCAGUGCAUUGGACGAGGUGGAGGAGAGGUCCUCUCGAGGGAAGCUGGACCUCUUCGCGGCUUCGCUGUUCAACACUCGAACACGGAGGAAGUAUCCAGCGCCCGGAGGGGCAGGCUGGUGUCCUGGUGA
Durusdinium trenchii is the source of this 3267-nucleotide messenger RNA. NCBI's taxonomy places the organism in Eukaryota, Dinophyceae, Suessiales, Symbiodiniaceae. The record is from the annotation of a GenBank genome assembly.